AUGGUUACCUCUUCCGAAGGGCUUGCAGAGGCUGCAAGCAAUGUGGGCUACCAUGUGCAGACAUUCGUCACAUUCCCGUCGCAAAUUAUGGGCGGUCCUGUGAUGUCGCAGGCGCGCAUCUCAACAACGCCCGUACUGAGUUCGGGCGAUGAUAUCGAUGUGCUGGUGUGCUUCAACGAAGAGGCGUACCUGAACCACAGGGACGAUGUGACAGACGGCGGCGUCAUCAUCUACAACUCAGGCGACUUUGAGCCUGACGACUUGGCGAGCAGCUUCGGCAUGCCCUUCGCAGACCUCGCUAAGUCCACCGGCAACGCGCGCGCCGAAAACAUGAUCGUGCUAGGCGCGCUCGCACACCUUGUCAGUAUGGCACAGAGCAUCCUGGAGGAUUUUGUUAGGGCGCGCUUCACCAGAGGCCGCCCCAACGACGAUCAGAUAAUAUCCUCCAACAUCGAGGCGCUCACGCUUGGCAGACAGGAAGCAGAGAAGAGCGGGUUCGUCCUCGGAGAACUUGCCCCCUCUAUAGGCCCGAAGGCAACCAGAUUCUGA
Molecule: messenger RNA, 549 nt
Organism: Geodia barretti
Lineage: Eukaryota; Metazoa; Porifera; Demospongiae; Tetractinellida; Geodiidae
Source: the annotation of a GenBank genome assembly